Molecule: messenger RNA, 5923 nt
Organism: Triplophysa dalaica
Lineage: Eukaryota; Metazoa; Chordata; Actinopteri; Cypriniformes; Nemacheilidae
Gene: slmapa
Product: sarcolemma associated protein a
Exons: 24
Coding region: 1273-3807 (844 amino acids)
Biological process (GO): regulation of membrane depolarization during cardiac muscle cell action potential; protein localization to plasma membrane; regulation of voltage-gated sodium channel activity
Molecular function (GO): protein binding
Source: RefSeq, a predicted model, not a curated record
CCCGCGGCGGUUUGUGGCCGGUUUGUAUGUGUGUGCGUGUGUGUGUAUUUCUCUUCAGGAGGACGACUUCACUCUCGAUUAUCCCUCACGCAUUUCCUUAACUUUUCUGCGCUCCCCGGAGCGGAGACCCCCGUGGCUUGACGUGGGACCGUGUCAUGGACUUUAUUCGAAUUUGAGUUUCAUUUGUGGGUAUUUUCGGAUGUCUUCGCGAGCUAAGCUAGUUGCCAGGCUCGCGAGCUAAAACUGGAUUUGCGUAAUUCUCCGCUUGCGAAAAGUUCGGUGGACCAAAAAUACCAUACGAAUGACAGGUCUUCACGGCUGAACCCAUUCGAAAAUAUCCGUAGAGUCGCUCCCGGGCCGGACGGGUAGCAAGGAAGACGUUAAAGGCCAUCGUUACCUCAGCGAAGCUAACGAGCUAAUAUGAAGGUAGCCGGCUAACGUUCGCAUGAGCAAGAAAACAACCUCCGCGUUAGCCGUUCAUUAAUCCCCAAAGUGAAGCUUUGCAGUUAACACUGUGUAACUAAUGUGAAUAAUUUUGUAAUUAAGUGUUUGAUGCUUUUGUAUUCAUGCUAACGUUAAGUGUGUGAUCUGUUUUGGGGAGUGGUGGGUUGUAGAUCUGCACUUGCAUACUUGAGCUGAACUACUCACGUUAUUAGCCUUCAUUAGUGCUUUAACGUUGACAUUAGCGCAUAUUAAUGCAGUUUGUGACUUGUUUACCAGUCGUAUAUUUCGGAAUACGUUUGUAGUAACCCCGUUCAAAUGGAUAGCCGUAUUUUAUUGGGACAGGUUCACUGACCCAACAGGUUAUCAAUCCAAGCAAUCCUGUUAAGUGGUUUGUUUCUUGACCAGGCCUAUGGUUGUAACGGAGAAUAGGGAUGUAUUGUGUGGGAAACGAGAUUUAACAUCUCGCUUUGAACCGAGUUUGUCACAUGAAAAGAGACAUUUGUAUGGAAGUGGGCAGCUUCACUUGACACAGUCUUGGGCUUGGUCUGGCAUCAUGGGGGUCUUGCAGGGGGGCAAGAAGUCAUAUACAUAGUGUCUAUUUGGAAUGUUUGUAGACGUUAUGUAGUCGGUUUGGAAGAAGAAUCUUGUUUUUUCCCAUAGUUGAUAUAUUUUUGUUCUUAUAAAUACUAUGAACAUUGGUCUCCGUUCCACGACCAACACAGGACAACUGAUAUUUCAUUAAAAAAAGAUUCGGAACAAUUGGACAGGCUGGAUCAAGAAGCCCUGUCUUUCGUCUCUGGUUGGAGUAACACUCCCAAGCCAUCCUCAAUGCCUUCAGCGCUGGCCGUGUUCACCUGCCGCCCGAAUUCACACCCGUUUCAGGAACGUCACGUCUACCUGGAUGAGCCGGUCAAGAUCGGGCGCUCCGUGGCCCGGUGUCGCCCUGCGCAGAACAACGCCACCUUCGACUGCAAGGUGCUGUCCAGGAAUCACGCUCUGGUGUGGUUCGACCACAAGACAGGAAAGUUCUAUCUCCAGGACACCAAAAGCAGCAAUGGCACUUUCAUUAACAGCCAACGCCUGAGCCGCGGGUCGGAGGAGAGCCCUCCAUGUGAGGUCCUCUCCGGUGACAUCAUCCAGUUUGGGGUAGAUGUGACCGAAAACACUCGGAAAGUCACUCAUGGCUGUAUAGUGUCUACCAUCAAGCUCUUCUUACCAGAUGGCAUGGAAGCACGCCGGCGUUCAGAUGUUGUUUCAGAACCACUUCCUCUAGCUAUUGAUAAGGUGUCCGCAAAUACACCCAGUAUGUAUUCUCAGGAACUGUUCCAGCUUUCCCAGUACCUGCAGGAGGCAUUACACAGAGAGCAGAUGCUGGAGCAGAAGUUGGCCACCCUGCAAAGGCUUUUGGCCAGCACGCAAGAAGCAUCCGAGAGCAGCUGGCAGGCUUUAAUCGAUGAAGACCGGUUACUCUCCAGACUGGAGGUGAUGGGGAAUCAGUUGCAGGCAUAUUCAAAAAACCAAACAGAAGACAGCAUUCGGAAAGAGCUUGUAGCCUUAACAGAAGACAAACACGAUUAUGAAUCGACAGCCAAAGAGUCCCUGAGGCGGGUCCUUCAGGAGAAAAUCGAGGUGGUCAGGAAGCUGUCAGAGGUGGAGAGGAGUCUGAGUAACACAGAGGACGAAUGCACGCAUCUGAGAGAGAUGAACGAGCGAUCGCAGGAAGAGCUCAGAGAACUCGCCAACAAAUACAAUGGAGCCAUUAAUGAGAUCAAGGAUCUCACAGAAAAGAUCAAGUUGGCGGAGGACAAACACGAGGAGCUUGCGCAGAAAGGACUGAACGAGAAGAAAGAGCUUCAGCUGAGAAUCGAAGAGAUGGAGGAGAAGGAGCAGACGCUUCAGGCUCGCAUCGAAGCCUUGCAGGCGGACAACGACUUUACGAACGAGAGACUAACGGCUCUGCAAGUCCGGUUAGAACAGCUUCAAGAGAAAAGCAUGAAGGAAAACAACAGUUUAGACCACUUUCUUUUAAACAGUGGAGGAGACUGCACUUUAAUCCAGCAGUACAUUGAGUGUCAAUCGGUCAGGCAGCUAAAGGAGGCUGUGGACUCCUCUAUAAACAAGCUGUCCAACUUUGACGAAGUCAUUGAUGACCAUCUUCAGAACAACCAGACGACGGUGGAUAACAGUUUACCGAGUCCGGACAGGCUGAAAGAAAACCAAAUAGACGCUAAAGAGUGUGAUAUGUCUGAUACACUGAGCCCCAGCAAGGAGAAAAGCAGUGACGACACGUCAGACGGACAAAUGGACGAACAGGAGAUGAAUGAGACCCAGAACAGAGUUUCUCUUGUGAAAGAAAUGGACCGUAAUCUUGAUCCAGGAGAAACUGAGGAGGUCAUUCCUCACCUCCACAGAGAGCUGCAGGAGGCCCAGGAGCUCGCCAACACCGGCAAACAGAAAUGCAUCGAGCUUCAAGCUCUGUUGGAGGAGGAGAGGAGAACCAACAGACAGCAGACUGAAGAAUCUGCUAAACAAAUCCGUUUCUUACAGACUCAGCUAUCAAAACUGCAGUCUGACAUGGAGGCUCUGCGUGAGCAGAGGGAGAACACUAUCACCACCACUCGAGAGGAGCUCUACAGUGCUCAGGAGGAGAUCCUUGUGCUCCGGCACGCCAUGGAGAGCGCUACAGCCGAGCGGGAACGUGAGAUCGCCGCCCUGCAGGGAGACCUGAGCGGCGUUACUGAUGAGCUGGACAAGUGGAGACAGACGGCAGCCAAGUAUGAAGUGGAGAUCAGCAACCUCCAGGCCAGCUUCAAGCUUCAGAAUCAGCACCAGGAGAAAGCCAGUCAACUGCAAGGAGAGCUGGAGAAACUUCAGGGCGAGUGUUGUGGUCUACAGAAAGAGUGUGAGUGUUUGAGGACUGACAAGAUCACGCUAAUGCAAAAGCUGAACAGACUGGAAGAGGAACUGGACAGCUCCAGAGAACAGAGUGCCACGCUGAGCAGCAGUCUGAACUCUCUGGAGAAAUCACAGGGGGUCCUGGAGAAUAAACUGGGCUCCAUGCAGGACCGGCACCAACAGGACGCCAGCAAACUGAAGGUACAACUGGCCCAAGCUGAGAGCCGCACCAGAGACCUGCAGAAAGAGUACGACGACACUCAGAGCCUGCUGUCAGAUCUCAGGCAGCGAUACGACCGGACAGAGCAGGAGAAAUGCUCCAUUAAUGAUGAGCUGGAGCAGUGUAAGAUCAACAUGAAGCUCCUGCAGGACAAGGGCAGCAAUCCAUCCAUAUUGCAGCCUGUCCAAGCCAUUUUCAUCGGUCUAUUCCUGGCUUUGCUGUAUUGGUGCUUCGGCCAGUUGUGGUAGAAAGAGCGGAUGGUUGCCCUGGAUGCCGGUGGUCGUCGCCGUGGUUGCCGUGACUGCAGUGGUGCUUUAUCCCAACUUGUCCAGGAGCUCCUCGUGAGAACCGAUCACGGCAGCCGUCUCGUCCCGUCUCCCCAGCACGCCCCCUCUGCCGAGCAUCAGUUUUAGUCCCGGCACAAGGUCUAAUCUGAACACAAUACCUCCUGUUUUGACAAUACAGCCCUGAUGUUUGUGUGCGUGUGUGUGUACAAAUGCAAAUGUAUAUAGUAUAGAAAUAAAGAGAGAAUAAAAUUGUAAGGCAUAUUCUAGAAUAAAAACUAUCAGCAUUUUUGUCACUCGGUUGGAUGGGAAUUUCAAUGAUUCAAAUGGCCUAAACUAGGUCUGAUUAUUUUGAUUUCUGGGGUUGGGUAUUAUGUUCUUUUUAAGUCGACUAUCCUUGUGGUUUGCCAUGUUAGUUGUUAAUGUGGUAUUCCGAAUAAACGUAAAGCCAAAUGAGAAUCUAAACUCUAGGGCACGAGAGGGGGUGAAGUGCCUACUUUAAAUACUGCUACAACUAGUUCACAUUGAAGUGCCACUCGCUCAGCGUCUCGAAUCCAUCCCGAACGAAAACAAUGUUUCACAUGGUCCGUGCUGUAAUUGUGUUCCAGCCCACAUGCUUCUAGCACAGUGAUGUCAUCGUGCUCUAGAUGUUUCUCUUGUGUCGUGUAUUAUAAGCAAAUGUUCAUGUCAAAGACACUACAGGUAUCUAGGCGAUUUUGAAAUGCAACUUUCUUGACAUGUAGGAUUGUAGUCAAUACCAGAUGGAUUGAAGCAUUGACUUUAAAACAGACGUUGUAGCUUUUUACCAACACUCUGUCCUGCCGUUUGGAGACGCAGUUGUGUAUCAAAACUUUCUGCUACAGUACCUCUGCAAAGGCUCGGGGAUUUUACUGCCUUACCUGUAACACAGAGAGAGUAUGUUUCUUCUUACAGAACGAUAUUAAUGAGGCUAACGGUGAUAUAUGGGUGAAAGUGUCAGACAUCCAGUGUCGUGAAGCACAGAAACUGGUGUGAGUGAAUUAUUUUGGUGGUGUUUAAAGUUGCUUGAGACUGGAGAAAGAUGAAUUAACCAAUGAUGUGUUUGGUGUGUGGUUCGCAUUUGUCUGCCGUGCUGUAAAUAAACAGUCGUGGAGCAAAACACGACAUUCAUCUGACUCCACUUUGUCAAGAACUGUUUUCUUUUUCGGGAACGACAUACUCCGACAAAAAUCCACGGAGCACUUCAACAUGGAUUUGACCGUGAAUGCAAAAAAGCGAAGCUUGUAGCACAGAAAGAAUAGCUUUAAAAUAAACAUUGAAGAUAUUGAAGCGUUAGUUUUUUCAACAGCAUGAUGGACUUCUUUUGAGGACUUUUAUUUUUAAAAUCCUAACCAACCAAGUUUGAAACAUCUUCCUUCACCUUGUGUGCAACAUCGGCACGUUUAGAAGAAUGCUCACGUCGUUUGUAUAUAUGUAUGUAUGAAUGUUUGUGUGUACAUAUAUGUUGUAGUCACAAAAUAAAAAUUGGAUUAUAAAUAAUAUUGGUCAAAUGUAAUUGCUGCUGGAGCUGUUUUGCAAGAUUUAAUGUGUUGUCCUGGUUAUUUGGCAACUUGUUCAUACUACACGUCUUCUGCAUUCCAGUAAGUGUUCAUUUGAUAGUUAUGACGUGUGCAUUUUACAUUCUACUAAGAUUUAAAUAUUUUUUUAAAUAUUUUAUUCAACGCAGAAAGCAUGUGUGAUGUUCUUCUUACAUGUACAACAACACUAAAGUUGUGAGUAUUUGAUGUAAAUUGAUUUAGGGAGAACAAUAUCUGAUCCUAUCUUUGAUAAAUCUUGGGUUUUUCCCUUCAAAUUGUAGAUGGUUGACUAAUGUUUCUAAAAUAGCAUCUUUACGCUGCUUACACGUAACAUCACACUGCCUGUAUAUAGUUUUAUUCCAAUUCUUUUUUUGAGUGACAGCUCAAAAUACACUUUAUUAUAAACAGGUCAUUGUUAGAUUUCUAUUUUGUAAAGAUUUAAUAAUUUCUGCAAUACAGAUAGAGUUUUUGCACUAACAAGUGUGAUGUGCAUGUUUUUAAAUAAAACAUCUUUACUUUCCUGA